AUGGAAAAAUUUCAAGCAUUUAAAUUUAAUAUAAAUUAUUUUUUAGAAUUAUAUAAUUAUUCAAUUCUCUUGGGUAUAGAAUUUACUAAAUUUUUACACAUCUCUCAAGGUAUUAAUAAACAUUUAUCAAUAACAGAUUCUUCUAAUUAUUUAAAAUUUUCUGGUUUACGCUUUUGUACCUACAUCAUAAAGUAA
This is a messenger RNA of Hepatospora eriocheir, 195 nucleotides long. The record is from the annotation of a GenBank genome assembly. Lineage: Eukaryota; Fungi; Microsporidia; Hepatosporidae.